Daktulosphaira vitifoliae (grape phylloxera) is the source of this 1016-nucleotide messenger RNA. RefSeq lists its product as uncharacterized. Lineage: Eukaryota; Metazoa; Arthropoda; Insecta; Hemiptera; Phylloxeridae. Bases 30 to 878 code for a protein of 282 amino acids. The transcript has 2 exons. The record is from RefSeq and is a predicted model, not a curated record.
CUUAUAGCUUGACAGAAUUCGCAUAUGCCAUGUGUGAAACACACGGUUGUGUGGCAUUCUCUAAUGGAGAAAUUAUAUAUUUAAUGAAAUGCAAACCAGUUCUGGUAAAAAUAACUAAAAAGGAUACUUGUUUCAAUGAAUUGCCUGUACUAUACCAAAAUCAAUCAUAUUUCAUGUCACCAAAAUCUCAUAUACUACAAAGGUAUGGAACUGAAAUAAUAUGUAAUAUCAGAUUUCCUUCAGCAUACUUCAUUGAAGGAGAAUGGCUUGGACUAAAUCCACACUUAACUGAAAUAAAAACACCACAAACACUACAUCCAGAAACAAAAUUCACAUGGAAAUACAAAUCUCUAGAAUAUCUUAUCUCUGCAGGCAUUUACAACCAAGAUGUAAUGCAAGCAUUACAAAAACAUUUAAUGUUUGCUCAAGAAGUUACAGCAAUACAAAAUAAUAUAGUGCGUCAAACUUUAGGAUAUGAAGUAUCAAAUCAACUCAAUUUACACAGACUAAUAGACCCAACUGUCAUAAGCGAUAUGGUAGAAGAUAAAUUACACAAAAUGUGGGGAUGGUUCACAUACUUUGGUUCACUGAUGUCUGGUGUAUUAGGUAUUAUUUUUAUGAUUAAAAUCAUCACCUUGAUUAUAAAUGCUUGCAUGAAUAUACAAUUGCUAUAUAAUACAUUUGGCUGGAGCAUUAGACUCCUUGGUGGACUCUUUAAUAAUAUUACACAUUACUUUAUGCACCAAAAUCAUCAACAACAAUACAAUAAUGUUGUUGAUUUAUACAAUGUCAAAGUAAAAACACCUAAUCCACCAAAUACUCAAAUAAACUUUCGUUCUCUUCUCUAUCCAGAUCUCAAUCAACAAAAUAUAGAAUAAUGUUUGAUGACAUCAUGCAAAUACCACUGCACAACUAUAGAUAUCCGAAUCUGCUUAAACCAAUACUCACUCAAUAUGAUCCAAAUACAAUUUACGACAAUACCAAAUUCUACGUGUGGUGUUAUGGUCAAUCUGUCU